This is a messenger RNA of Suillus bovinus, 1371 nucleotides long. RefSeq lists its product as uncharacterized. The coding region runs from base 1 to 1371 and encodes 456 amino acids. Lineage: Eukaryota; Fungi; Basidiomycota; Agaricomycetes; Boletales; Suillaceae. The record is from RefSeq and is a predicted model, not a curated record. The transcript is spliced from 5 exons.
AUGCUGUGCUGGUUAUCCCUCGCGCUUGUCUUGGCGACUAACGUCGCUGGGAUCACUGACUCACCCUUUCCGGAAUCCAAAGAGCCAAGCGAUGUACCGUCCCAAUGCCAGGCACGUGCCUGGGCGAGAGCACCUGACAUGGUUCCCGGCGAAAUUAUCGCAGGCGAUGUUAAGAUCAAACUCAGCAGGACCAUGCGUGGACGCCGAGACCUAUGCGUUAGGCUUGCGCUACAAGGAAAGGGUAUUCUGGAAGUUGAGGCGAGUCGUCUUGUUCUCUCUGAAUGGGGGGCAUACGAGAGCUCAGUUCAGGAUAAGGACUUGUGGUCUAUACACGAGGAAGAACGAAUUGCCUUUGAAAUCAAGAGUCCACUGGCUGGUGCAGGGAGGACAGAUCCUUUGUCAAGAAACUUCACGACCCGGUUCGGAAUUCUAGUACCAAAUACAAACUACCCUCCAGGAUUAGACUGUCGUGUAGGCUUCAUGUCUAAUGGUGGAGAGACUGAUAUAAUAUCCAGCGAAUCGAUUUACGAGUACUUUGUCGAAAUCGGGUUUAGAAAUGGUACCACUUCAGAGAUACCUGCCGGAAUAACAGCCUUCACCCCGUUUCACCUUCCGACAGAAAAUAACGCACCCAGUGUUAAUGUAUCUCUAUCUGCGGCACCAGUACACCCUGGUUUUAACAUGAAGCCAUCAGUAGACAUGUUGCGAAGCAACUACACGAUUGAGGUAUCUUUUCCAGAAGGUGCUCACGUUUAUCAAAACUCGUCCGUGAAGUUCACGGCCAUUGUUCAUCGGACAGGAUAUACGAAUCGGACAGACAUUCCUGUAGAGCUGUGUGCGUCAUCAGCGAAUGGCAUUGAAUGGCAUUCUCAGGAGCUCCAGAACCGAUCACAGCCAUUUCCACCGUUCAUCAAGACAUUAGUCCCCUCCAUUGUCCCCGUGCAGCAUUCGCGAUCCUUCGAGUCUCAAGUCAUAAUGCCUCGUCCAUGCAGAGAGCUCAAUUUUGCAGCAACUCCUGCACCCUUGGCUCACGAAGACCACAUUAUUUCCACGUCCUCCGAACCGCUUUCAUUAUCCCUCUACGUGAGACACGAUGCUGUUCCUGAUUUUUCAACUUACUAUCAGAAACUGGGACAUCGUGUCAAUCUGAAUUUUCAUAUCGUACCUGAUCAAUCAGAGCCAGAUGAUAAUGAAUUCGAGAAGACACAGCGGGAGAAGCAGAUUGCGGAUGCGGAUGAACUCGAUUGGGUUCCCUGGACGCUGCCGACGCAGACCCGUCGCCCAUUCCUUUCCGGCAAUGCCAAUGUACUCAGUCAUCCCAAUGCAGAAGCAGGGACCUGUGCAAUCAAUGCCAGUCCACUAUCUGUCUGA